Messenger RNA from Schistocerca piceifrons (Central American locust), 1457 nucleotides. Its product is annotated as cell wall protein DAN4-like. The transcript has 4 exons. Bases 48 to 1097 code for a protein of 349 amino acids. The record is from RefSeq and is a predicted model, not a curated record. NCBI's taxonomy places the organism in Eukaryota, Metazoa, Arthropoda, Insecta, Orthoptera, Acrididae.
GGCUGGUACAUAAAGGGUGACGUUUCUGACUCGGGCUGUAGUCCGCCAUGCAGAAAACACUCCUCGUCGUCGUGCUCGCGGCCUUUGUCGGCAGCAGCUCUGCACAGGAGAGAUGCUCCCCGCAAUGCAUGGACCUGGCAGAGGGAGUUCACAGCGCCAAUUUCAUUAACAGACCUAUACGUUACCUUGAAUUCUGGUUGGCCGGCUGCGAUUCCCAAUGCCUGAACGAUCUUGGAGGAAUGCAGACAACGACAACACAAGCACCAGCAACAUCACAUAUGAUGGCACCAACUUCCUCAAUCACAACAGCUAGAACAACUACUACAGUCAAGGGAACAACUAUGACUACUACAAAACCUACAAUGGCACAAACUUCCUCAACAACAACAGCUACUACAGCAAAGUCUACAACAAUGGCUGCAACUGCAACAGCUACAGCUCUGACAACAACCUCAACUAAAACAUCUAUGAUGGAAUCGACUUCUUCAAUGACAACCACUACGCCAGAAACUACAACAGUGACCACUACAACAACUACAGCUCCAAUGACAACCUCAGCCACAACACCUGCAUCAGAUGCAAUUUCAUCAACCACUUCAACAACAACCUCAACCACAACACCUGCAUCAGAUACAACUACAACAACUGUUUCAAGAACUAGCUCAACUGCAUCAUAUACAACCUCAAGCGAUGCACCAAGUUCCAGCAACACAGUACCUGAAUCAUCAACAUCAACAACAGAAAGGACUGAACCCAGUGAAACAACUGAGUCAGCUGUGGAUACAACAUCAGAGGGUACAACUUCUUCUACCACAACAAAUGUAUCGACCUCAGCAGAAGAAGAAACAACAGUUGCUGAUACAGCAACUGCUGAAACUGAUUCUUCCACGUCAGAGGAGACAAACGUUUCAACCUCAACUGCCUCAACUGCAGCAGACGCCUCAAGAAAAAGUAAUGCUAUCGCAUUGGGUAACAGAGGCCAGCACCACGACUUACGCCAUGGCUUUAUGCGUCACUCUAAACACGAAAACCGUGGGAGACACGUAGAACAUGGGAGAAAUGGUAAGCAUGGCACUUUUCACAGGCAACAGAACUGAGAAUUUCACAAGCGGUGUAACAAGAACGGUUCAACCAAAUUUUAAGUAACCAUAAUAAUAAUCUUUUACUUUUACGUGGAUGAACUGAUAACUUGCAAUUAGAAAGACACAAACACGAAUAAUUGGAGGGUUCAUGCAGAUACUGCACUGCAGAAGUGAAUGCAUAAUAUGAUGGCAUGAUAACAAUUUAAAAAACCCAGUCAUACUCAUUCAUGCCACUACAUUACUAAUCAUGCACUAAACAACAAUGAAAGUAAUACAUACACAACUAUGAAAAUAACAAGUCUAUUAGUCUACUGCCAUUGUUGAAAAUGAUGUUCGUGAAGCAACUUUAUAUUUUGAUACCCAACUUUAAAGAAU